AUGGAUUUUGAAAUCGGACUUGAUUUUGAAGCCAGUUUGGUCGAGCAGAUGGCCCGUGACGGGUUUCAGCCGAAAAACGAUGUUUAUAAGACUUUGGGAAUCGUUCCUGAUAACAGACGUAUGCCACCACUUAAAAGUAUAUCUGCCACAUUCGAAUUACCGAGUAGUGACAAGCAGAGCGACGACACGAUCGAUGAACAAGUACUGAGUCGAUACCUAUUGCUGGAAGACGUCAACUGCACUAAUCGCGAAAUCAGCGGCAUGGUAAGGGUGGCGAACAUCGGGUUCUCAAAAACAGUCAAGAUUCGAUACACGCGAAAUAACUGGCGCACAAGUGAGGACAUUAUUGCCGACUAUGUACCCUAUUACAAACCUAGUCCAGAGAAAACGAGUUGCCCUGAGACGCUGAGCGCCAAUCUGACGGAGUGCAAAGAAAAGACGGAAGAUACAAAGCCACCGGUGACGGAACGAUUUGCCUUCGUACUACCAGUACCAAAGGAUUUUGGCGUCGGCUCUCGUCUAGAGUUCGCCAUCUGCUACGAAGUAAACGGCCAGACUAUAUGGGACAAUAACAAUGGACAAACUACAGUUUCGAGUGUUUAA
This is a messenger RNA of Saccoglossus kowalevskii, 603 nucleotides long. Its product is annotated as protein phosphatase 1 regulatory subunit 3B-like. Gene Ontology annotation, cellular component: protein phosphatase type 1 complex. NCBI's taxonomy places the organism in Eukaryota, Metazoa, Hemichordata, Enteropneusta, Harrimaniidae. Gene Ontology annotation, biological process: regulation of glycogen biosynthetic process. The record is from RefSeq and is a predicted model, not a curated record. Gene Ontology annotation, molecular function: protein phosphatase 1 binding; glycogen binding.